Camellia sinensis is the source of this 1157-nucleotide messenger RNA. Its product is annotated as Ribosomal protein L25/Gln-tRNA synthetase, anti-codon-binding domain-containing protein. The record is from RefSeq and is a predicted model, not a curated record. NCBI's taxonomy places the organism in Eukaryota, Viridiplantae, Streptophyta, Magnoliopsida, Ericales, Theaceae. Gene Ontology annotation, cellular component: cytosolic large ribosomal subunit; ribosome. Gene Ontology annotation, molecular function: 5S rRNA binding; structural constituent of ribosome. Gene Ontology annotation, biological process: translation.
CACUAACCCCUAUCAAAAACCCUCUUGUUUGUUUCCUCAUCUCUCUCUAGCCUCUCUGCAUUCCUGAACCUUCUCUAUCCUCAACCAAUGUGGGUCUACCGCCAACUCCUCGCCAGAACCCUCCACCGCCGGUACUUCAGCCCCUCAUCGGCGGCGGCGCUGAUUCAAGAACCCGAACUCUCACUCACAUACCUCGAAGGCUUGCCCAAACCAGACCCCAAAUAUGCCGAGAUCAUACGCGCCGUCCCACGCGCCACAACCGGAAAAAACAUCUCCGCCAAGGAACGAAAGGUGGGUCGCGUCCCGAGCAUUGUGUUCGAGCAAGAGGAUGGUCAGCACGGUGGCAACAAGCGUCUCAUCUCUGUCCAUACCAAUCAGAACGUAAACCAUCUAGGAAGAUCGUUCUUUCUCUCUAGACUCUUCGAUCUUGAGGUUCGGUCUGAUUUCGAGUCCGAUGAGAUCAUUGAAAAAGUUCGGGUGUUGCCUCGAAAGAUUCAUCUGCAUGCGGGUACAGAUGCAGUACUCAAUGUGACCUUCAUAAGGGCCCCAUCUCAUGCUUUGUUGAAGGUGGAUGUUCCUCUUGUAUUUAUAGGAGAUGAUGUUUCACCUGGACUAAAAAAAGGUGCUUAUUUGAACAUUAUCAAGAGAACCGUUAAGUUCCUUUGCCCUGCUGAUGUCAUCCCUCCCCAUAUAGAGGUGGAUCUGAGCGAGUUGGACGUGGGCCAGAAGCUGGUGAUGGGGGACCUCAAUGUUCAUCCGGCUUUAAAGCUUAUUCAGUCGAAGGAUCAACCUGUUUGCAAGAUUAUGGGAUCGAGGGUUUCUGAUCAACAAAAGAAAUCUAAAUAAGCACUUUUGAGUUCAAAGCUUUGAUAGAAGCCUUGAUAAUACAAAAGCCUUGAUAAUACAAAAUCUGCAUCUUUGGCCAGGAGGUGUAUCAUUUGAGCUAACAUAUAUUAGUCCUGGUUCAUGAUUUUGUUGAUUUAUUUCUCCUCACCUCUUCGAGGAUAGGAUUAUCGAAUGACAAAUGUUGUGCUUAAUUUUUAUUACACUUUUUCUUUCUAUCAUGGAUGAAUUCGGGGAGCAUCGUGUAGCAUUUGAGGAUAGAGCUGUAAACAAGUUAGUUGAGUCAAGUAAUAAGUUGUUCAAAUUUAGUAUGA